AUGUUUGGACGCAAAGAUCUUGCCGUUGCCCUAGGCAGUAUUGGUUGGUCUUUUGGUGAUUUAAUUUUCACAAAAAUUAUCCCACUCUGGACUGGUACUCGUCGCUUGGAGUUUGACUGGGCUUACAUCAGCUUGAGUUUGGAUGCCAAUUUUGAGCUGAUUUUUAAUUUCGUCAUCUUUCUUGCUCCGUGGCUACUCAUGCGUAAAGUGAAGAAUGUUCCCGCCGCUUGUAUUGCUAUUCUCAUUUUCAUUAUUUCAUGCUUUCAUCUCUCAAUUUUUGGGCUAAUUGAGCACCAUACUCAUAAUAUCUUCUUCACUAUUAUCGCAAAGGCCAUUUUCGCCCUUGUAAUCGGCGCUCUAGGUAUCGUAUUGAAAGCGGUGUGGAUUGCUGAAGCUCCUUAUGAGUCGAAGAAGAAGAAGACGGAAGAGGGAUUCUCUUUCUUUGCACUAAUUGGCAAGUUUGGAAACUUCUGUUUGCAAAAUAUCCGCAGCGCGGUUACUAAUGCGCCAUCCACUGGUAACCAACGCUCAACUUCCGCACGAAGGAAUUAA
Rodentolepis nana is the source of this 552-nucleotide messenger RNA. The record is from the annotation of a GenBank genome assembly. Lineage: Eukaryota; Metazoa; Platyhelminthes; Cestoda; Cyclophyllidea; Hymenolepididae.